Prorocentrum cordatum is the source of this 513-nucleotide messenger RNA. The record is from the annotation of a GenBank genome assembly. Lineage: Eukaryota; Dinophyceae; Prorocentrales; Prorocentraceae.
AUGGCCCUGCCCUCGCUGCGGAGGGCUGCUGGGCUGCCGCACCACCGCAUCGCGGCCGUCGCCCUGCUGGCGGGCUGCUCGUGCCUCGGCCUCGGCGUCGGGAGGCUCGGCUGGAGCGCCGACUUCGCUGCCGCCGCCACUGCCGCCUCGGCCGCUGCGGCGCCGACGCCCGCCGAGGUGACGCCACAGGCCGGGGUGGCGCCCGCCGCGCCUGCGCCGGCGCCCUCCGCAGGCGUGGGCGGACAGGCGGCGCCGCCGGCGGCCGCGGGCCAGGCGCUCCCCGCCGGCGCGCCGCGGAUACUGCACCGGGUCGUCUUCGGGGAGGGCGGCUGGUGCGCGCUGAGCUUCCGGAGGAUCCGGGCCGCCUUCCACGAGAUCGGGGCAACCCCGGCUGGGAGGAGUGGGUCUGGGGCGCAGACGAGGUCGCGGAGGUCCUUCAGCGGGAGGGCCGCGCCGUGGAUCGGCUACUGCAGCUGCGGGGCGGCAACUUCACAAAGUAUUUCAGGGGCCUGA